Molecule: messenger RNA, 171 nt
Organism: Paramuricea clavata
Lineage: Eukaryota; Metazoa; Cnidaria; Anthozoa; Malacalcyonacea; Plexauridae
Source: the annotation of a GenBank genome assembly
AUGAGAGCUAGGGAUUAUUUGAAGAAGCAAUAUGAUACGAAUCGAAACAACGAGCUUUGGAAACAGUACAAAAAUGCACGUAAUGAUGUAAAUAAUAUUAUUAAAUUGGCUAAAUGCGACUAUUUUAAAGACAGAAUGGAUGUGGCCAAGAAAGAUCCGAAGCAAACUUGA